This is a messenger RNA of Ceratina calcarata, 2517 nucleotides long. RefSeq names its product PDZ domain-containing protein sprite (gene sprt). Bases 316 to 2244 code for a protein of 642 amino acids. The record is from RefSeq and is a predicted model, not a curated record. Gene Ontology annotation, molecular function: protein binding. The transcript has 12 exons. Lineage: Eukaryota; Metazoa; Arthropoda; Insecta; Hymenoptera; Apidae.
CGAGAUCCGUCGCGCGAAACCCGGUUAGUCGGUCUCGAUCCUCUCCGCGUUUCAGACCGUUUCACUCCGCUUCAAGAAGCGUUCGCCGGAUUUUCAAAGUUUUCAAACGUUCCUCAGUUAUUUUUCUUCUCGAGAAAAAAACAUUCAAAACGUUCGUCAAUCUCUACUUGUGAUCUUCGUUCCCGUGAAUUUUUCAAGUUCAAUAUUCGAGUGGAUUGGAUUCAUAACGAUCGCUUUCAAAUCGUAGGUUGUCGACACGGCUGCCGUUAAAGUGAGAUUAACGCGGUUUGAAAUGUCGGUGUCGUCGUCGCGAUCAUGAAUGAGGGCCGGUGCCACACCGAAUCGCCGGUGCUCGCUGAACAUCAACCGUUCAACCGGAAUGGGAAGCCACUCAGGGCAUCGAAGAAGAGCGCCCUAUUCUAUACGACUGACUGCGGCGACGUUAAGGAGGAUCUAGGAUUGAAACUACAACAGCGAUCGGUCUCUCUGACCGCCUUGCACACGGGCACGGGCACCCAACAGCAGUUUCUGGAACCCAGAAUGGCGCAGCUAGAAACCUUGGAAGCCAAGAUGGCCAGUAUAGAAGUGUCCCUGUCGACGACACCGCGGAGAAAAAAGGGUGGAAGUAUUUCCGGCGGAGUCACGUCCGCCGGUCACCGAAAUCGAGAUCAUUACAAGGAGUUAGACGCCCUUCGAAUCGCCCUACGCGACAAGGAGAAUAUCAUUCAAACGUUGAAGGGACAGCUAUGUAACACUUUGAGCAAUAGACUAGCGUUGCUCAACGGUGCCCCGCCUCUGUCCGAGGCGGAUAGAAAAGCGACCGAAGAGAGGCUGCAGAGAUUACGCCGGGACGCUGAUAAUAAGCGUUUAGCGAUUAAAAACUUAAAACUAGCGCUGGAGCGAUUGGACAUCACAGACAAUAUCGACGUCCGUAUUCAACAAGCUGAGCUGGAAUACAGACUAGGCCGCGAGGAACUUGAACUUCUGACCCUCCGUGAGGAGAGCAGAGCCCUACAAGCUGCCAUAGAACUGGCCGAGAACCAAGAGAAACAAAAACAUGAUACUAUAUACAGUUGUAUUUCUGGUUCUACCCAAUUCACAAUCCACGCGGUGGAAGUCAGCGCGGAUCCGAAGAGUCCACGUUUCGGUGCCGGGCCAAGGGAAGACGCGCCGGGACUCUACGUCGAUUGGGCGGUCGAGGAUUCGGGAUUAUGCAGAGGAGACAGGAUCUUGGAAGUGAACGGGAAACUGGUGGUGGGAGCGGGUAGAAGCGACCUGGCCAGGUUACUGGCCGUUGCACCUGAUGCUGCACAAAUAGUGGUACUACGCAAGGGAGACUCACUCGCCACUGUACGCACCCUUCGAUCGGACAAUCUCCGAUUAACCCAUAGGAUCGGGUAUCUCGAGGAGCAGGUCAGGGACCUCCUAGCACCGAGCAGGGCUGAGGUACCCGUAGAACCCUCGCCCACUCGCCAAGAACAAGUUCAGGUUUUUCAAAAGGGACCGCAGGUGACCGCUCUCGUCGCGAAUCUCCCCGGUUUGAAUAUGAGAAACUCGAAAGAACUUCGUCAGAGUCUUCCGACAGUGAGGAACAGGCACAGUGACCACUCGAAACAAUCAAACGAACUCGAUUUUUCAUCGGACACUGUCACUAAUGGUCAAAGGUCGCGAAAUAAGCCGAAACAUCAAGGGUAUCAAUUAACUAGGUCUACUGCGAGCUUGGAUUGCAAGCAAGUGGCAAUGCAAUCGCAACUGCCGCGCAGAAGACCGCCUAGAGUAGAGUCCGCUAUGGAACACUUGUCCAAGAGUCGGAGAAACUCUUCUCAACCGUUGGACUUCGAUUCCGAGCCCAGUUAUUAUCGGUUACAGGACCAUGCGUCGGAGAAUUCCGACGUGUCGAUGGUUUACAGCUCUCAGGAGUCGAAGUAUCGCCCGGCACCGCCCAAGAAACCUCUUCGAUUGUCCCUGCAUCGCGCUGCUAGUCUUCAAUCGGUGGAAAGUGCACCAUCAGUCACGUUGCACGAGGUAGCGGCCAAGAAGCCGACCAAAAGGAACUACAAGGGCGAUCCACCGGUGAGGAAGCAAGCGGAUCCAAGCGAGGAAACUCAGGAAUCACACCUCCAGCCACCGCAGCCUCCCCCUAGGACGCCUUCUAGGGCGGAAUCUUGUCAGAGCGCUCUGAGAUGGCCCUCGGCGAAAGCUAGACCGCAUUUGACUUCCGUUUCGAUGGAGAAAUGGUGCUAAUCAUAAGCCUGAUAAGGAGUCCGGAAAUGAUCGCAUUUUUAACUUCUUGUUUUUGAAAUUCAUGAUCACAAACUGAGUUUUGUACAAAAUACGAGUAUACACGCGCGUUCAUAAGUCUUAAUUGUAAGUUUUUACUUCUAGGUAUUUUAAUCUCCUUUUACUAGUCGAAAUAGACUUUUUUAACGUUAUACAUUCGUCCACUCACACACGAUCAUAUCUUUCCUGAGAAAAAUACAAAUUUUUAAUAAAAGAAUAAUUCAUUUGUAAAAUGUA